AUGGCAAAGAAGGCCAAGUCUCGCACCAUUGCAGUCCGCCUCAUCAGCAUGGCCAUGACAGGCUACUACCGCACUCUAAUCCGCCCCCGAACCUCCCGGCCACUGAGCAUGAUGAAAUACGACCCCGUGGUGAAGAAGCAGGUUCUCUUUCUGGAGGCGAAGCGAGGCAAAGGGAAAUGA
Cyphellophora europaea CBS 101466 is the source of this 180-nucleotide messenger RNA. Its product is annotated as ribosomal protein L33. The record is from RefSeq and is a predicted model, not a curated record. Gene Ontology annotation, cellular component: mitochondrion; ribosome. The transcript has a single exon. Bases 1 to 180 code for a protein of 59 amino acids. Gene Ontology annotation, biological process: translation. Gene Ontology annotation, molecular function: structural constituent of ribosome. Lineage: Eukaryota; Fungi; Ascomycota; Eurotiomycetes; Chaetothyriales; Cyphellophoraceae.